This is a messenger RNA of Pecten maximus, 488 nucleotides long. Its product is annotated as hypertrehalosaemic prohormone-like. Lineage: Eukaryota; Metazoa; Mollusca; Bivalvia; Pectinida; Pectinidae. The record is from RefSeq and is a predicted model, not a curated record. Gene Ontology annotation, molecular function: hormone activity. The transcript is spliced from 4 exons. The coding region runs from base 125 to 412 and encodes 95 amino acids.
GCUCGGUAAUCGAUACCUUCGAAAUCCCGCUGCUCUUAUAAAUAGUGUGGCGGGGACCCAGAGUAAUACAAAGGGGUCCAUUGACUUGAGGAGGUGCUGAUCGCUUGUCUAUACACAGAGGACAAUGACUUCCAAAUGGAUCCUGUUAUUAUCGAUAGUGUCCAGUGUGGUCCUACUAUCAAGGGCACAAAUAAGCUUCUCUACGAGCUGGGGCAGUGGUAAACGCGCAGCCUACAACGAACCUGUGAAUCAUAAUAACAUCAACCUUGAUAGCACGUGCAUGAGUAGGACGGAACCGGAAGUCCUACUUGAACUUGUUAAAACGAUACAGAAACAAACCGAACGCGUUAUAGAGUGCCUCAUGGAAUCUAAAACAGCAAAACAAAGACAGAGGUCAAUCCACUACUCGUGACAGCGAAAACCUUCCGCGCAGGAUUCAAGUCCACUUCCAUGUUAGAUCAGAUUUCAUAAAAUAAUAUACAGAAGCA